Messenger RNA from Anthonomus grandis grandis, 1207 nucleotides. RefSeq names its product lipase 1-like. Bases 35 to 1207 code for a protein of 390 amino acids. The record is from RefSeq and is a predicted model, not a curated record. Lineage: Eukaryota; Metazoa; Arthropoda; Insecta; Coleoptera; Curculionidae. The transcript has 7 exons. Gene Ontology annotation, molecular function: hydrolase activity, acting on ester bonds. Gene Ontology annotation, biological process: lipid metabolic process.
UUUAAAUUCUAUUGUCGCAUGAAAUAGUUCAAUUAUGAUUUUAACAAUUGGAACAAUUUUGAAUUCAGUUUUACUUUUAGGAAAUAACAUAUUUGGGAAAUAUUUGCCGAAAAGCAGAACAACUGUAGAACUCUUAAAAGAUUUAGGCUAUUCAUCGGAGACUCACCAGGUGCAAACAGAAGACGGGUAUCUUCUCACCCUACAUAGAAUCCCUUAUCAGAGGGAUUCCGCAAGACCAUAUAAAGGACCAAUCCUACUGGGACACGGGGUGCUUUGUAGCUCAGCAGAUUGGAUCGUUAAUGGCAAUCAAUCCUUAGGAAUUAUUUUGGCUCAAAACGGUUACGAUGUAUGGAUGGGAAACAAUAGGGGAAACACCUAUUCCAGACGUCAUGUUUCUCUGGAUCCUGAAAAAAAUUCCAAGGAAUUUUUUGCAUUUAGCUAUCACGAAAUGGGUAAAUAUGAUUUACCCGCUAUGGUAGAUUAUGUAUUGAAACACAGUAAUGUCUUAAAAAUACCCUAUGUGGGAUUUUCUGAAGGGGCUACUCAGUUUUGGGUAAUGAUGUCUGAACGGCCUCAAUAUAAUGACAAAAUUUCUAUGUUUACUGCUUGGGCUCCUGUUACCGAUAUGUAUAUGAUUACCCAAGUUAUAGUCAACUAUCUUGCAAGGCACCCGAUUUAUGAAAAUCUUUUUAGAAUAUUGGGAAUUUAUGAAAUAUUUUCCCAUAGAACCGUGGGAAAUACUCUUAGAUUAGCCUGCAGAAAAUCGGAGAGUUUUUGUAAUUUUCUAUUUCAUUUAUGCGGACAAUCAUGGGAAAGGAUGCCAAAUAAGAUUUUAAAAGAUAAAAUUUUGGAAAACUUCUUUGCUGGAAUUUCAUUAAAACAGGCCGUACACUACGUGCAAGGAGCACGUUCAGGGGUCUUUAGGCCAUUCGAUUUCGGACAUGAGAAAAAUCUAAAAAUAUAUGGAAAAACUGCACCAAAUCCUUAUAAUAUAUCAGCAACCCAAAUACCAGUUGUGUUGUACUAUGGAGAUUCAGAUGUUUUUGUAAACAUUGCGGUAAUGAAGAGGGAACUCGUUAAUGUUUUGAAAGAUGUCAAAGCCAUAGAACUUCCGUAUACAAAGUUUAAUCACUUAGAUUUCAUUUAUGGUACUAAUGUUCAGUAUUUAACCGAUACUACGCUUAAUAACAUAAAAAAUAUCGUCUAA